This is a messenger RNA of Setaria italica (foxtail millet), 996 nucleotides long. RefSeq lists its product as uncharacterized. The transcript has 3 exons. The coding region runs from base 10 to 369 and encodes 119 amino acids. NCBI's taxonomy places the organism in Eukaryota, Viridiplantae, Streptophyta, Magnoliopsida, Poales, Poaceae. The record is from RefSeq and is a predicted model, not a curated record.
CCAGGACCUAUGGCGGCCGACGACUGCGACGGGCUGCCCAUGUACUUCGAGGAUGACGCGGAGGAGGCAGCUGCGGAGAAGAAGAAACGCCGGCAGCAGAGCCAGAAGCCGCGGGGGAAGCUGCCGUGGGAGGACGACACGCCGGAGGAAAAGGCGAGGGGUGAGCUGAGAUUGGCCAUGAUGGAAAAGCUUUUCGAGUACGACCCCAAGAUGGGAUCCGGCUCCUACACCCGAGUUUGGUUCGUCGACUUCAGCACCCUCGACAUUGAUGAAGAGAAAUCCGGACAUGAGGCUAUGCUGACAGAGGACUUACUAUCUCUUUGGUUAAAUACUUACUUUUGGUACCAUACUAUUCUUCCCUGGUUGUAAAAUGACCUUAUUUUCCUUUUCCUCAGCACAACAUGGUCCGAUGCGCUUUACGGAUUCACUUAUCCGAGAUGACCACAAGCUGACCAAUUCAUUAAACAUAUCUGUCUGAAGAUAUUGUCCUCAGAUGUUGGCUACCCUAUCAACGUGUAUGGUACUGUGAUAGUCAGAUAUCGUUUGGAUAUGAAAUGCAUCUACAUCUUCCGUCGCAACAGGGACAAUUGCCAACUUGUCCAAUCAGAGGGUGCAUCUUUGAUUCUGGCUGGCCCAAGUAGAUGAAUUGUUUUUAGCGGUGAUGCCAAUUUUGAGAUAAAUCUGAAGAUCAAGGAAGAUAGAGAGAGCAAUGACAGACAAUUUAGCAAAGCGUUGAUUGGUGUGGAUAUUGCAGCAAUCGACUCCGUGAUCAUCAGACGUUGAUAUUCCACAUCUAUGCCCGCAGCAGUGACCAGAAUGCUAAUGUCAACCAUUAUAUCCGUGAGUUCACUCCAUUAAGAAAAGGUGCAGACAAGCUCGAGAUCAUGUGUGGUGUCUACAAGCUGCAAGUCGAAGUUACUUGGUCGACCUUUUUAUUGUGAAACGAGGAUGAUUGUACAAACUCACAUAUUUAUCUGCUUCAUAUCAGAAUAUGCA